Molecule: messenger RNA, 2101 nt
Organism: Lindgomyces ingoldianus
Lineage: Eukaryota; Fungi; Ascomycota; Dothideomycetes; Pleosporales; Lindgomycetaceae
Product: prolyl-tRNA synthetase
Exons: 5
Coding region: 152-1825 (557 amino acids)
Biological process (GO): prolyl-tRNA aminoacylation
Cellular component (GO): aminoacyl-tRNA synthetase multienzyme complex; cytoplasm
Molecular function (GO): ATP binding; proline-tRNA ligase activity
Source: RefSeq, a predicted model, not a curated record
AAUACAAACGCUUGGGAACUUCGUACCCCAAGUGGAGCAAUUGCGCUAUAGCUACGUCAAGCAUAUGAACCACAUUGGCUUCCUUAGUCUUCUGUCCAUCAUUUUUCUAAUCUUUGGGGUUUGCACAGGCUACACUCAUUUCUAAGGCACCAUGGCCGACGCCGACGGCAAGAUGAAGGACCUCUCCAUAUCCGAGACGAAGAAGAAGGACCGUACUCCAAAGACAACAGCCAAGAAACCACAGCAGCAGAAAAAAAAGAUUGAAGGUGCAGCUCUAAUUGGCAUCGAUGUCGCCAAAGACGAUGAUCUUGGUGAAUGGUACCAGCAGGUUAUUACAAAGGGUCAAAUGAUUUCCUACUAUGAUGUUGCCGGAUGCUACAUCCUCGAACCCGCCUCAUACGCUAUCUGGGAGUCUAUCAAGGCUUGGUUUGACUCUCAGAUCAAAACCCUCAAAGUCCGAAAUGCAUACUUCCCCAUCUUCAUUAGCGCCGACAACCUAGAGCGAGAAAAGGAGCACGUCGAAGGUUUUGCUGCCGAGGUCGCGUGGGUGACCAAGGGAGGUAAAUCGGACCUGGAGAAACCAGUGGCCGUUCGUCCCACCAGCGAGACUGCCAUGUAUCCUUACUUCGCUAAGAAGAUACAAUCACAUCGAGACCUUCCCCUCAAGCUAAACCAGUGGAAUAACGUCGUGCGAUGGGAGUUCAAACAUCCUAUGCCUUUUAUUAGGUCGCGCGAGUUCUUAUGGCAAGAGGGUCACACAGCCCAUCUUACUAAAGAGGAGGCUGGCCUUGAGGUACGGCAAAUCCUCGAUUGGUACGCGGAUGUUUACCAAGAGCUCCUGGCUGUUCCGGUCGUGAAAGGACAAAAGACUGAGAAUGAAAAAUUCCCUGGCGCAGACUACACUACCACUAUUGAAGGUUUUAUUCCAGCAACAGGCCGUGGUAUUCAAGCAGCCACCUCUCACUGCCUAGGACAGCAUUUUUCAAAAAUGUUCAACAUUACAGUCGAGGAUCCAAACGCAAAGGAGGCUGGGAAGUCCGAGCACAUUUACGUCUGGCAAAAUUCAUGGGGCCUCACUACGCGUUCAAUUGGUGUCAUGAUUCUCACUCAUGGUGACAACCGCGGGCUGGUCAUUCCCCCAAGGGUUGCUGAAGUCCAAGUCGUGGUCAUUCCGGUCGGAGUGACGGCAAAGAUGACCCCAGAAGCCAAGGCAGAUUUGUACGAGAAGGUUAAAAACAUCGCAGAUGAUCUUAUUUCGGUUGGGGUCCGCGUCGAGACCGAUUAUCGCGAAGGUUAUUCUCCAGGAUGGAAGUUCAACGACUGGGAACUCAAGGGGAUUCCUCUUCGAAUCGAGUUCGGCCCGAAAGAUGCGGAGAAGGGUGUCGUCACUACCUCGCGUCGAGAUAUUGAUAACAAGGACCAAGCUCGAGGCGAAACCAUGGUUGACAACCUCAAGGAAGCCAUCCCUAAGCUCCUGGAAACUAUCCAGACCGAUAUGUUCAACAAAGCUGAGAAAGCGUACCGCGAGCACCGGGUCCAGCUCACCGACUGGGAAGAGUUUGUCCCUACCCUCAACGGAAAGAACGUCGUCCUUGUUCCGCAUUGUGAGGGCGAGAAGUGUGAAGACGAAGUCAAAGACAUGAGUGCCAGAAAAGAGAUCGGAGACAACGUCGCCGAGGAUGCAAAGGCCCCUGCUAUGGGCGCAAAGAGUCUGUGCAUUCCUUUCGAACAGCCAGAGGGCAUCAAGGAGGGCCAGACGAAGUGUAUCAACCCCAACUGCAAGAACUUUGCAAAAGCUUGGGUACUAUUUGGCAGGAGUUACUAGAGAAUUCUGCUUCAUCUGUGGCUCUUUUAGGAACCAACAAAUGUGUAUCGCCUUUGCUGAUGAAGUUACCGGGUGUGGUUUCAAUGUUCCUAGAAAUCUUGAAGUGAAUGAGGAUAGGAGGUAGUGGCUACCACCACUAAGCGCGUAUGAUAGACAACAAUUCAGACAAUUCGCGGCUGGGUGCUGGAUACAUGCUAUUAUAACCCAUUUCGUUUACAUAUUUAGAUUAUUGUGCCUUUUCCUACCUUCUCUUCACGUCUAUCUUUAUUGCCGCAG